UUGAUUUAUCGUGACUUGUCCAAAAAGAAAAGUGCUUAUUCUUGUUUUCCUGCUUAGGACCAUUCUCAACCUCAACAAAACACACUCACACUCUUUUCUCUCUUCUCGCCUCUUCAAUCGACGCUACCGUUUUCCCCUUCUCUGAUCAAAAUGUCUCGAAGAUAUGAUAGCCGUACAACAAUAUUUUCACCCGAAGGACGCCUUUAUCAAGUGGAGUAUGCAAUGGAAGCUAUUGGAAAUGCUGGCACUGCAAUAGGAAUCUUGUCAAAAGAUGGAGUCGUUUUAGUUGGCGAGAAGAAGGUAACAUCCAAGCUGCUUCAAACCUCAACUUCAACUGAGAAAAUGUACAAGAUCGAUGAUCAUGUUGCAUGUGCUGUUGCCGGUAUCAUGUCCGAUGCCAACAUCCUAAUCAACACCGCUAGGAUCCAAGCACAGCGUUACUCAUUUGCGUACCAAGAGCCUAUGCCUGUUGAGCAGCUGGUUCAAUCUCUCUGUGAUACUAAGCAAGGUUACACACAAUUUGGCGGUCUCCGUCCUUUUGGAGUUUCUUUCCUGUUUGCAGGCUGGGACAAAAAUUUCGGCUUUCAACUUUACAUGAGUGAUCCUAGUGGAAAUUAUGGAGGUUGGAAAGCCGGUGCUAUUGGUGCCAACAAUCAGGCAGCACAGUCAAUUCUAAAACAGGACUACAAGGAUGAUAUCUCAAGGGAAGAAGCGGUUCAACUUGCAUUGAAGGUACUGAGUAAAACUAUGGACACCACUAGUCUUACCUCGGAUAAGCUUGAACUUGCAGAAGUUUUUCUUUCACCCUCUGGAAAAGUCAAGUAUCAAGUUUGCUCCUCAGAGAAUUUGACUAAGCUGUUGGUGAAGUCCGGAGUGACCCAACCCGCAACAGACACUGCUUAGCUUUCUGUUCUAUGUCACGGGUAAUUUACUUAUGAACACUUCCGACGUGUGAAACUGUUCCAAACUUUUUUUUUUAAAUAUUAAAACUUGUAAACUUCUCAUAUCUUGGUGAUGCUAAUGACUUUGUAUUUCGUAUACUCUUUGAUUUUAAGGACAUAGAUCUAUGAUA
Messenger RNA from Vicia villosa (hairy vetch), 1072 nucleotides. RefSeq names its product proteasome subunit alpha type-4-like. Gene Ontology annotation, cellular component: nucleus; proteasome core complex, alpha-subunit complex; cytosol. The transcript has 2 exons. Bases 151 to 903 code for a protein of 250 amino acids. The record is from RefSeq and is a predicted model, not a curated record. Gene Ontology annotation, biological process: ubiquitin-dependent protein catabolic process. Lineage: Eukaryota; Viridiplantae; Streptophyta; Magnoliopsida; Fabales; Fabaceae.